Molecule: messenger RNA, 3039 nt
Organism: Culex quinquefasciatus (southern house mosquito)
Lineage: Eukaryota; Metazoa; Arthropoda; Insecta; Diptera; Culicidae
Gene: clumsy
Product: glutamate receptor ionotropic, kainate 2
Exons: 6
Coding region: 125-2920 (931 amino acids)
Biological process (GO): monoatomic ion transport; modulation of chemical synaptic transmission; synaptic transmission, glutamatergic
Cellular component (GO): postsynaptic membrane; plasma membrane
Molecular function (GO): glutamate-gated receptor activity; transmitter-gated monoatomic ion channel activity involved in regulation of postsynaptic membrane potential
Source: RefSeq, a predicted model, not a curated record
CCACCCAUCAGCGAGAUCAGUCGGUCGGUGAUCUUUGCACGAAACGUUCGUAAGUUUUUGGUUCCUUCGCUUCGUAUGUGACACUGAAACGUGAAGACGCCGCCAUAUUGGAAAUUGGAGCAAAAUGCGUCUUCUUUGGCCGCUCGCGCUGGCCGCACUGCUUGUUUUGGCCCGGGCCAAGCGCGAAAUACCUGUGGGUGCCAUCUUCCACGAGGACAACUACGAGGCCGAGGUGGCGUUCCGGUACGCGAUCGAGCGGGUCAACAUGCACGAGAAGCACUUCGAGAUGACGCCGAUCAUCAAGUACGUGUCCCCGGACGACAGCUUCAAAACGGAGAAGAAGGUUUGCGAGCUGGCGUCCGAGGGCGUCACGGCGAUCUUCGGCCCGAGCUCGAUGCUGACGUCCGGGAUAGUGAGCUCGAUCUGCAAAACGAUCGAGAUUCCGCACAUUAUUACGCACUGGGAUCCGGAACCGCUGGGCGGGAUCGACCCGGAGCUGCAGGCCAUGACGAUCAAUCUGUACCCGGAAGCGGACGUGUUGUCGCGGGCGUUGCGAGACUUGAUCGUGGAUUACAGCUGGAAGAGCUUCACGAUCAUAUACGAUAGCGACGAGGGGCUGAUGAGGCUGAAGGACGUUCUGCAGAUCCAUGGCCCGAACGACAAUCCGAUCACGGUUCGGCAAAUCGACGACGACCCGGACUACCGACCGCUGCUGAAGGACAUUGCGUCGUCCGGAGAGAGUCACAUCAUCCUGGAGGUCCACCCGGACAAGAUCUUGGAGAUCCUCCGGCAGGCGAAAGAGGUCAAGAUGCUGGAAGAGUACCAGAGCUACAUCAUAACCUCACUCGAUGCUCACACGCUGGACUUUGAGGAGCUCAAGUACUCCAGGUCGAACAUCACGACGCUGCGGCUGAUGGACACGAAGAGCUUCGACAUCAAGAACGCCGUUCACGACUGGGAGCAGGGCGAAGCUCGGAUGAAGCGGGUCUUCCGAGUGUCUCCGGAGCACGUUCGGACCGAAUCAGCGCUGUACAACGAUGCCGUCAAGAUCUAUGCCACGGCAAUUCGAGAACUGGAUGCAACCGAGGAGAUUACCCCGUCCAGACUGUCCUGCGGAAGCAAGAACCUGCGCCAGUGGCCGUUUGGGCUGCGGAUCGUCAACUACAUGAAGGUCAAGACGGAGUACGGCAUCACCGGACCGAUCAUCUUUGACGACAACGGCCGGCGGACGCACUUCCAGCUGGACAUUAUCGAGCUGCACCAGCAGGAGGGCUUCAAGAAGAUCGCCAUCUGGGACCCUCGCGGCGGAGUCAACUACACGCGCAGCAUCGACGAGGUCCACCUGCAGAUCGUGGAAUCGCUGCAGAACAAGACGUUCAUCGUGGCGUCGCGCAUCGGGGCACCGUUUUUGACCUGGAAGGAAAAGAAGGAAGGCGAAUAUCUGGAGGGGAACAACCGCUUCGAAGGGUACUCGUUGGAGCUGAUCGACGGAAUCUCGAAGAUCCUGGGCUUCCAGUACCGCAUGGAGAUCGUGCCGGACGGCAAGUACGGAUCGUACAACAAGGCUACCAAGAAGUGGGACGGACUAGUCAAGUAUCUGCUGGAUCGGAAAGCGGACCUGGCGAUUUGCGACCUCACGAUCACGUACGAGCGCCGAACGGCUGUGGACUUUACCAUGCCGUUCAUGACGCUUGGUAUCAGCAUCCUGUAUGCCAAGCCUGUGCCCCAACCAAAGGAUCUGUUCUCCUUCUUGUCUCCGCUUUCCCUGGACGUCUGGAUCUACAUGGCUACGGCGUACCUGGGCGUGUCAGUGCUGCUGUUCGUGUUGUCCCGUAUGGCCCCAGCCGACUGGGAGAACCCUCACCCCUGCAAGCAGGACGAGGUCGAAGAGGUGGAGAACAUCUGGAACAUGCUGAACGCGCUCUGGCUGACGAUGGGCUCGAUCAUGGGUCAAGGUUGCGACAUUCUGCCAAAAGCUGUUUCAACGCGCGUGGUCGCCGGCAUGUGGUGGUUCUUUGCGCUGAUCAUGCUCUCGUCCUACACCGCCAAUCUGGCCGCGUUCUUGACGAUGGAGCGCAUGGACGCCAGCAUCGAGAGUGCCGAGGAUCUGGCCAAGCAGAGCAAGAUCAAGUACGGAGCGGUGCUGGGCGGCAGUACGCUCAGCUUCUUCCGCAGCUCGAACUUUUCGACGUACCAGCGCAUGUGGGCCGCGAUGGAAUCGACCCGCCCGUCCGUGUUUACCAAGAGUAACGACGAAGGUCGCGAUCGAGUGCUCAAGGGACGUGGACUGUACGCGUUCUUGAUGGAGUCGACAUCGCUGGAGUACAUUACGGAGCGGUACUGCGAGCUGACGCAGAUCGGGGGUCUGCUCGACUCGAAGGGCUACGGUAUCGCGAUGCCAGUCAAUUCGCCGUAUCGAACCGCAAUUUCCGGCGCCGUACUGAAGAUGCAAGAGGAAGGCAAGCUGCACCAGCUUAAAACCCGCUGGUGGAAGGAGAUGCACGGUGGAGGUCGCUGUGACGAAGCCGCUACGACCUCAUCCGGCGAUUCAGCGGCCGAACUCGGCAUAGACAACGUCGGUGGCGUCUUCGUCGUCCUGGCGUUUGGUUGUUUUUGCGCCUUCGUGAUCGGAAUACUGGAGUUCCUCUGGAACGUGCGCAAGGUGGCAGUGGACGAGAAGGUCACCCCGUGGGAAGCGCUCAAGGCGGAACUCAAGUUUGCCCUCAAUCUGUCGAUUACGACCAAACCGGUGCACAACACGCUCAGCGAGUCCGAGUCGGCCAAGAGCUCGAUGCGGUCCAAGUCGGAGUCGAGGCGGGGUUCGGAGUCGGUGGGCAGACGGUCCAACAACAUCCGGACCGGGGCGAGCCUCAUGAAUGUGGACAAGAUUGGGUUUGUGUUUAACAACAAUAACAAAUGAAUGUUUGAAAUUGUUAUUAGAAGAAAUGUAUUGUUUGUGUGGCACAAAGAGUUUUAUUAAUUGUAGAAAGUGUGAAGAGAUUUCAUUAUUGUGCAAUAAAGAUAUAGUGUUUGUCAACA